AUGGAUGGAGCAUCCGAUGACGCCUUCGGGGCAACUCGCCAACCUAACGGCACAGCCGCCACGCAGACGCCACACAGUGACGCCGUCGCCAACAUCCUCGCCGCUUCCCCGGAUUGGCGUAUCCAAGCGGGGCCAUCCCCAGCCGCAACCGCGGGGGAGGUUCGGGGUCAAGCCGCAGCUCAAGCCGCAGACGCGGGGCAGUUCGUGGGUCAAGCCGCAGCUCAAGCCGCAGACGCGGGGCAGUUCGUGGGUCAAGCCGCAGCUCAAGCCGCAGACGCGGGGCAGUUCGUGGGUCAAGCCGCAUCUCCAGCCCUAGCGAUCCAUCACCAAGGUCAAGCCGCCGCAAUUGCAAACCAAUCCCGAUCCCGAUCCCGAUCAUUCGCGACCGUCGAGGAAACCCAAAACCAGCUCAGCCACGGGCACCCCUCCCCUGCGCGCCCACUCCCCCCCAUCCCUACAAUCGUCAUAACCACCCCCGACCAACGCACCCACGCCCCCGACUCCCCAACGCUGCACCGCGGGCGCCAACCCGCACACCGGCGUCUUCGGCGCCACGAGCUCCAGAACCGGGUCGCAGAACUCGAGCAGCGUAUUCGUGAGAUGACUGAUGAGGCGGAGGCGCAGGAGAUGGUUUCCGAGGCGUUGUGGGGGGAGGUUGCGGGGUUGAGAGCGAGGAUUAGGGAGUGGGAGGGGGUGGGGGAGAGGAGGGUGGGGGAGAUUGAGAGAUUGGGGGAGAGGGUGAGAUAUCUUGAGGGGGAGUUGGGGAGGGAGAGGGGGUUGAGGGAGGGGUGGAGGGGGAGGGCGGGGGUGGCGGAGGGGGUGUUGAGGAUGCUUGAGGGGUGGGGUGCUGAUGAUGGGGAGGUGGAGGGGGAGUUGUUUAUGGAUUGUGAGUAA
Pseudogymnoascus destructans is the source of this 894-nucleotide messenger RNA. RefSeq lists its product as uncharacterized. NCBI's taxonomy places the organism in Eukaryota, Fungi, Ascomycota, Leotiomycetes, Thelebolales, Thelebolaceae. The record is from RefSeq and is a predicted model, not a curated record. Bases 1 to 894 code for a protein of 297 amino acids. The transcript has a single exon.